ACAGUCCGUAGGGCGAAUGACUACAAAGAUGACUGCUUUCCCUUCAUCAGGCAAGCUUUUAUUACCCUACCCGCACAGCAGCACCAAGCUUUCCUACUUCCCCUAGUGGCCACACGUCAAGCCUUCACUCUUCGAGCAAGCCAAGUCCAAGAUGCGGAACCCUUUCUCGAAGCCAAAGGCCGACAAGCAAGCGGAGGAACCCGUGCCUACUGCCCCUGUUGUCGAGGCCACUGUAGCCGUUACUGAUACAUCGACCGGCAAACCUGAGGACGUCACGACGACCAAAUCGAAUAGUCUGGCAUCUAGUGGAUCAGAUGUUGCGAAGUCUGAACUCGAGGAUGGCUCAGUCGGAGCUGAGAAGGUGGCCGCUCAUGGCCCGCCUGGCGAGCAACCCGAAGGCGACUUUCCGCCGUUUCGACAACAGCUGCUUAUUAUGAGUGCGCUGUUGAUGUCUGUCUUUCUAAUUGCGAUUGACCAAACCAUCGUGGCGACGGCCAUCCCUCGCAUGACCGACGAGUUUCACUCCUUGGACGAUGUUGGAUGGUAUGGCUCCGCUUUCAUGCUGACGGCGAGUUGCUUCCAACUACUGUUUGGUCGGAUCUACACGUUCUACACGCCCAAGUAUGUCUUCAUGCUCUUGAUCCUCGUCUUCGAGAUUGGCUCGGCGAUCUGUGGCGCGGCGCCUAAUUCGACAACUUUCAUCGUCGGUCGUGCUGUCGCUGGCACCGGUGUUGCUGGCAUAAUGAACGGCGCCAUUAUCCUGAUGCUGAGCACUCUGCCGCUGGCGAAACGACCUAUGUGGAUGGGCCUAUUCGGUGCAGUGUUUGGCGUGGCUUCCGUCGUAGGACCUCUUGUUGGCGGAGCGUUCACGACCGAUGUUACGUGGCGGUGGUGCUUCUACAUCAACCUACCCAUCGGCGCAGUCGCUAUCGUAGUGGUCCUUUUCCUGAUCAAGCCGUCACCAGCAGUGCAAUCUGGCCUCUCAAUCCGCCAACAACUCGCCAAACUCGACAUCGUCGGACAGAUCUGCCUCUUGCCUUGCAUCGUAUGCCUACUGAUCGCUCUACAAUGGGGCGGCUCGGUUUAUGAAUACAGCAACUGGCGAAUGAUCAUCCUGUACCUCUUCUUCGGACUUCUUCUGGUCGGCUUCGUGCUCGUCCAAAUUUUCAUGCAGAACGUAGCGACCAUCCCAGCACGCGUCAUCCGCAACCGGAGCAUGAUCUUCGGCAUGCUGCACACCUUCUGCGUCUCGGCAUGCAUGUUGAGCUUGACCUACUUCCUCCCAAUCUGGUUCCAGGCUAUCAAGGGCACGUCAGCCGUCCGAUCCGGCAUAGACACCAUCCCACUAGUCUUGAGCUUGGUCGUCGGCAACAUCAUGGCUGGCCAAAUCGUGGGCAGAAUCGGUUACUACACCGCCAUGGCAUGGGCAUCCGCCGUCGUGGUGCCGAUUGGAGCCGGCCUUCUCAACACCCUGAACGUGAACACACGCUCGCCCACCUGGAUAGGCUACCAGAUCCUCGUCGGCUUCGGCAUAGGCCUGGGCAUGCAACAGGGCACCAUGGCCGCCCAGACCGUCCUCCCGCCCAAAGACGUACCCCUCGGCGUCUCCCUCAUGAUGUUCAUGCGCCAAUUCUCCGGCGCCAUCUUCGUCUCCGUCAGCCAGAACGUCUUCGACACGCAGUUGGUCUCUCAGCUGACCAAAUUCGACACGGGACUCAGCUCGCAAGAAAUCAUCAACACCGGCGCUACCAAUAUUCGGGGUGUAGUUCCCGCUGCACAGCUUCCGGAGCUGCUUCAGGUGUACAACCUAGCUAUCCGGAAGGUGUUCCAGGUGGCGUUGAUUGUCGCGUGCAUUUCGGUUAUCGGCGCUCUGGGGAUGGAGUGGAAGAGUUUGAAGGACAAGAAUGCGCUGGGUGCCGGUGGUGAUGGGAAGAAGACUACAAGCAAGCCUUCUACUCCGGAUGAGAAGGUUUGAGAGUUUUUGGAUUUGAUUCAUUGGAGCGUUGUACUGUUUUGCAUAGCGAAGGAUACCCAGCUCUCUGGAGGCAGGCAUACAAGCGUUGGUGUCAAGCAG
Molecule: messenger RNA, 2074 nt
Organism: Baudoinia panamericana UAMH 10762
Lineage: Eukaryota; Fungi; Ascomycota; Dothideomycetes; Mycosphaerellales; Teratosphaeriaceae
Exons: 4
Coding region: 152-1975 (607 amino acids)
Biological process (GO): transmembrane transport
Molecular function (GO): transmembrane transporter activity
Source: RefSeq, a predicted model, not a curated record